GGGGAGGACGUUAAUAAGUAAAAUUUUGUUUCUACUUUAUUAAGCUUAUCAUUUUCCUUAUAAUUAGAGUGCCUUUCAUUUUAAUUUAAUGUUAAUAAAAACAAACAACAUCUAUUCUAUCCUUGUGAUUUUAAGUGAUCAGUUUAAUUCGUGUUUUUUAAAUAGUAAUGUUGCGAAGAGUUAAUUUUUAUUCAAUAUGCAUUGCGUUUGGUCUCAGUGUUUUAUUAAUUCUCACUGGAAGUCGAUAUACAUAUAACACUAAUUACCGUCCAGCUUCUGAGAGUCUGAGAAAUGUAAAAAACUUCUUGAAAAUAGAAGACGUGGACGAAAAUUUAUUGCAUCCGAUCCCAACAAACCCCUACGAUGGGUCUCCUGACAUCGAAAAAAUAUUAGAUAAAACUAGACUUAAAAUUAAACAUGAAUUGAGGGCUUAUAAUUUUAGUAUAUCUGGUGUACAAAGGCUGGAAGACUUAGUUAUGGAGUCAGGAGGAAGACCUAUAAUAAGUUUGAUUGUAUCUACAUGGAGGUCUGGUUCAACAUUUACUGGAGAAGUUUUAAAUGCCGUGCCAGCAAAUUUCUAUCAUUAUGAACCGUUUUUAAGGUAUAAAGGUGACCAAGUAAGAGGUACAUCAGAGUCUGACAAGGCAUUGAAAACUAUUAAAAAAAUGUUUCAAUGUAACUAUGAUGAUAUGGAGGACUAUUUUGACUUUGGAAAAAAUGGUUGGAGUCAAUUCAGGCAUAACACAAGAUUAUGGGACCAUUGUAAAUAUAAGAAAGAACUGUGUAUCGAUGCUGACUUCACUUCUAGGGUCUGUAGGCUGUUUCCAUUUCAAAGUAUGAAACUAGUCCAUGUUAGGCUACGUCUUAUUAAACAACUUUUGGAAGAUAAAGAGUUUAAUUUGAAAAUUAUUUUAUUAAUCCGGGAUCCUCGAGGAGUGAUGCAGUCGAGGUUGCAUCAUGAAUUCUGCAAGGCGGCACCUGAUUGCUGGAAACCUGAACGGCUAUGUGCUGAUAUGAUUAGUGACUAUGUAGCUGCUGGACCUCUCCUACAAAAAUAUCCAGAUAAAUUUAUGGUUUUGCGGUUUGAAGAACUGGCUCUUAACACAAAUAGCACAUCAUAUGACCUACUAAAGUUCCUGCAUUUGGAUGUGACACAAUCUGUCAAUGAAUUUCUCUAUUCUCACACAAACGUCGAUUUGACCGGUGUGAGUGCUACGUUCAGAGUCUCCCGUGAUGUGCCUUAUAGAUGGAGGAAUAUUCUAGAUUUUAAUUUUGUUGAUGAAAUUCAGGGGUCGUGCAAGGAAGCGAUGUCUCUGUGGGGAUACCGCAUGGCGCACAAUGCAACGCACAUGACAAGCAAAGACUUUAACCCUCUAGAUCAAUAUUCUCUCACUCAGUGAGAAAUAUGUCGAGUGUACGGUUGUUAAUAAUUUUAUAAGAUGAUGCUGCAUUUUUUUCACAUCAACAAGUAUUUUUAAUCGUCAUUAAUAUAUUUUUUAAUCUAGUUUGUUACGAGGAUAUCAGAAUAUAAAGAAGUCUCCGUAGAAAGAAAUGUGACUGAAACAAUUUUGAUAUUUUAAUAAUUAUAGUUUUAUCUCAAUAGCGAAAAUUGAAACGUAAGUAGGUACAUUUUGGUGUAAAAUUUAAUUGUAAGUUUAUUUUUUGUGAUUCCUGUAUUUCCUUUCUUCGGUUUAAUUAUUAUUGUGAGAUUAGCUGGCUAAACACAAUGAGAAAAACUAAAUAUAUAAAAAGAUCACAUAAAUGAAAAUAAUCUGUCUGAAAAUAGUCAUCGUACAUAUAUAAUAUAGGAGGAAUUAUUUAAAAAUUAAAAUCAAAGGCAACUAAGAAGAGAUAUUAAUUAAUCUCCCUGUUUAGCCGGCUAAUCGAAAACUAAAUAUAACCUAAUGUUCUAGAAGGUACUAGAUGAUUUUCAAAUUAUAAUAUUAAAAAAAAAUUAUACUAAACAAAGAUUAUAGGUGUAGUGA
Messenger RNA from Vanessa tameamea, 1985 nucleotides. Its product is annotated as carbohydrate sulfotransferase 4-like. The coding region runs from base 168 to 1400 and encodes 410 amino acids. Gene Ontology annotation, molecular function: N-acetylglucosamine 6-O-sulfotransferase activity. Gene Ontology annotation, biological process: sulfur compound metabolic process; N-acetylglucosamine metabolic process. The transcript has 5 exons. The record is from RefSeq and is a predicted model, not a curated record. NCBI's taxonomy places the organism in Eukaryota, Metazoa, Arthropoda, Insecta, Lepidoptera, Nymphalidae.